Alligator mississippiensis (American alligator) is the source of this 621-nucleotide messenger RNA. Its product is annotated as olfactory receptor 52K2-like. Gene Ontology annotation, biological process: G protein-coupled receptor signaling pathway. Bases 1 to 621 code for a protein of 206 amino acids. The transcript has 2 exons. The record is from RefSeq and is a predicted model, not a curated record. NCBI's taxonomy places the organism in Eukaryota, Metazoa, Chordata, Crocodylia, Alligatoridae. Gene Ontology annotation, cellular component: membrane. Gene Ontology annotation, molecular function: olfactory receptor activity.
AUGUCACCCUUCAAUGGUUCCUGCUUCAACCCUGCAACAUUCCUCCUUGUUGGCAUCCCCGGGCUUGAAUCCUUGCACAUGUGGAUCUCGGUCCCCUUCUGCUCCAUGUAUGUCAUUGCCCUCCUGGGGAACUGCACCAUCCUCUUCAUCAUCAAGACAGAACAGAGCCUGCAUGAGCCCAUCUGGACCAAUGUCAUUGCCCACUCCUACUGCGAACACAUGGCUGUGGUGAUGCUGGUGUGUGAAGACAUCACCAUCAGCAACCUCUAUGGCUUGGCCAUUGGCUUCUUAGUGCUGGUCAUGGACUCGCUUGUCAUCCUCCUGUCCUACUUCAUGAUCCUGCGAGCCGUCCUCCGGCUUGCCUCCAUUGAUGCCCGCCUCAAGACUUUCAGCACCUGCGUCUCCCACCUCUGUGCCAUCUUGGCUUUCUACACACCCAUUGUGGCAUCAUCCAUGACGCACCGCUUUGGGCGGCAUGUGUCUCCUCACAUUCACAUCCUGCUAGCCAACUUCUACCUCCUUGUGCCGCCCAUGCUCAACCCCAUAGUGUAUGGUGCCAGGACCAAGAAGAUACGGCACAGGGUGCUCAAGCUCUUGUGUCCCAGGAAACACUUCCUCUGA